Cheilinus undulatus (humphead wrasse) is the source of this 2070-nucleotide messenger RNA. RefSeq names its product forkhead box L2a (gene foxl2a). The record is from RefSeq and is a predicted model, not a curated record. Gene Ontology annotation, biological process: regulation of transcription by RNA polymerase II; anatomical structure morphogenesis; cell differentiation. NCBI's taxonomy places the organism in Eukaryota, Metazoa, Chordata, Actinopteri, Labriformes, Labridae. The transcript has a single exon. Gene Ontology annotation, molecular function: DNA-binding transcription factor activity, RNA polymerase II-specific; RNA polymerase II cis-regulatory region sequence-specific DNA binding. The coding region runs from base 215 to 1135 and encodes 306 amino acids.
UAGAAAAAUCCUCGCUGAAGAAGGUCUGCUGCAUGUCUCCCACCGAGCUGCGAAAUAAAGGUUUCUUCUUCUGCGCAAACUUUGGAGGAAACGCGUCCGUUUGCGGCGCAUCCUGGGGUUGUGCAACUUUUCUUUGUCCGUCAAGGUUUGGAGCGUCUUGAAGAGGUUUACGCAUUGGCAUUUGGACUGGAGUUGUUUUGUUUUGGUGUGCGUGAUGAUGGCCACUUACCAAAACCCGGAGGAUGACGCAAUGGCAUUAAUGAUCCACGACACCAACACGAGCAAGGAGAAAGAGCGACCCAAAGAGGAGCCGAUCCAGGAGAAAGUCCCGGAGAAGCCGGACCCGUCCCAGAAACCUCCGUACUCCUAUGUGGCUCUCAUCGCCAUGGCUAUCCGGGAGAGCACGGAGAAGCGCCUCACUCUGUCCGGUAUUUAUCAGUACAUCAUCAGUAAGUUCCCCUUUUACGAGAAGAACAAGAAAGGUUGGCAGAACAGCAUCAGGCACAACCUGAGUCUCAACGAGUGCUUCAUCAAAGUUCCGCGGGAGGGCGGCGGGGAGAGGAAGGGGAAUUACUGGACCCUGGACCCGGCCUGUGAGGACAUGUUUGAGAAGGGGAACUACAGGAGGCGCCGCAGGAUGAAGCGGCCCUUCAGACCUCCACCGACGCACUUCCAGCCGGGGAAGUCCUUGUUCGGAGGAGACGGCUACGGCUACCUGUCCCCGCCGAAGUACCUGCAGUCUAGCUUCAUGAACAACUCCUGGUCGCUCGGCCAGCCGCCCACCCCCAUGUCCUACACGUCCUGUCAGAUGGCGAGCGGCAACGUGAGUCCAGUGAACGUGAAGGGACUGUCAGCACCUUCCUCUUAUAACCCUUACUCCCGCGUGCAGGGCAUGGCUCUCCCCAGCAUGGUGAACUCUUACAACGGCAUGAGUCACCAUCACCACCCGGCGCAUCCCCACCAUGCCCAGCAGCUGAGCCCGGCCACCGCGGCCCCUCCUCCGGUCUCCUCCAGUAACGGAGCGGGCCUCCAGUUCGCGUGCUCACGCCAGCCUGCGGACCUCCCCAUGAUGCACUGCUCUUACUGGGAACACGAAACCAAACACUCGGCGUUACACACGAGGAUUGAUAUUUAAAGUUUACCGAAUUAUCUGUGUAAAAUUAAGACUGAGAGUGAUUCCUGUGAUUUCAAAACUGAACCAAGAGUAUUUUUUUAAAGAGACCUUGCUGACGAGCUGUUUGGGUCCAUGAAGGCCGAUUAGGAGGUAUGCGCAAGCUGAUGUUGAGGAGGCUUUACAAAAUGGGACCUGGAGCUAAAGAAGCCACCAGGACGCACCAGGUAGCACAAUCUCAUGGAGCCAUUUCGUGCGCCUGUUGGACUCAUGGCCAUACACCUUGGUAUUGUAGUCAUAAAUGUGCCUUUUCACCUUUCACGGGGAUACACGCCGUUGAACUUGUUCAGCUGUGUGCGUAAUGAUCUCUUUUACGCACGGCUUUGCCAAAAGAAACAAGCUCUAAAAUGCUUUAAUGUGUUACUAAACCAGAGCCCAAUUUGGCUUUCUAAGUAGCUCUCAGCUCUCAGGCCUGCGUGCUCAAACCUCACCUCCUGUCAUGAACUCUAAAGGGGUAAAAGUUCAAACUCUGGUUAGCGAUCCAGUAACUAUCGAAACAGAAAACAACCCAGGGUUUUCAUAUUUUUGAUCCCUUGUUUGUAUGAUAAAAGUGCCAUUUUGACGCCAGCAGUGCCAGGCUUUGUUAAUCUUUCUAUUAUUUUUUUUUUUUUAUAAACGUGAUUAGCUGUGUUGUCUCAUUCAUGUUGGGGCCAUGUUUCAUUUUAAUUAGCACUUUUCCCUCUUUUCUAGGUUUGUGAAUUUCUUAAUAAACUUGUAUUUCUUAAAGUAACACAGUGGUCAUGAAGUAAUCUGUUUUUACGCAUUUAGGCUGUGAUAACCACUGUUGUGUUCAGGGAAAAAAACAACCAACAAUACAGAAGAACAAAAGUCUAGGUGCUUCACUGUCAGAAUAGUCUUUUUUUAUUUAUUUUUUUAAUGAGGAAAGUCUAAUCUUAAAG